This is a messenger RNA of Hypomesus transpacificus, 2872 nucleotides long. It is a transcript of the gene dhx58, whose product is annotated as DEXH (Asp-Glu-X-His) box polypeptide 58. Gene Ontology annotation, cellular component: cytoplasm. Lineage: Eukaryota; Metazoa; Chordata; Actinopteri; Osmeriformes; Osmeridae. Gene Ontology annotation, molecular function: ATP binding; zinc ion binding; double-stranded RNA binding. Bases 211 to 2253 code for a protein of 680 amino acids. The transcript is spliced from 11 exons. Gene Ontology annotation, biological process: response to virus; positive regulation of interferon-beta production; innate immune response. The record is from RefSeq and is a predicted model, not a curated record.
UUUCGGUUUCGUUUCUCUUUAUAGGUGUCUAGAAGGGUUGGGUUAAAUGAACCAGAUAAAGUCCUCUGUCCUCAAUGCAGACAGAAAGGACUUGAAGGACUUAAAGAAGACUUGAGUCUGAGCAGCACUGUCAGACACACUAGCUGGGCUGAUUUACCAACUGUUGGUUACAGUCCGCUUCUCUCUCUCUAGUUCCAGCUGUACAUUAGAAUGGCUGAUUGUGGGUUGUAUGACUACCAAGAGGAGGUGGUUCAGAGGGCCCUCCUGAGGGAGAACAUCAUCAUCUGGCUUCCCACCGGCGGAGGAAAGACCCGUGCUGCCGUGUAUGUGGUCAAGAGACACCUGGAGACCACCCCCGAGGCCAAGGUGGCUGUGCUGGUCAACAAGGUUCAUCUGGUCGACCAGCAUUUCAGCAAAGAGUUCAAACCCCACCUGGGCCAUGAUUACAAUGUGGAGUCUGUCAGUGGCGACAGUAACGAGAAGGACUUCUUUGGCAGAGUGGUUAAGGACUGUGACCUGGUCAUCUGUACGGCCCAGAUCCUGGAGAAUGCCCUGAUCAACACAGAGGAUGAUAAACAUGUUGAGCUUACAGACUUCACCCUACUGGUCAUUGACGAGUGCCACCACACGCAUAAGGAGGGGGUGUACAACACGAUCAUGCAUCGCUACGUGGAGAAGAAGCUGAAAGGCGAAAGGAAUCUGCCUCAGGUGCUCGGCCUCACCGCCUCUCCUGGAACAGGGAAGGCCAAAACCCUGGAAGGAGCUGUGAAGCAUGUAUUGCAGAUCUGUGCUAACCUGGACUCAGCCAUCGUUUCAGCUGAAACCCAUGCCUCUGAGCUGAAGAAGAAAGUCCCUAAACCUAAGAAAAGGUUUGACAUUGUCGACAAGAGGCCCGAGGAUCCCUUUGGAGACCACCUGAAGCGGAUGAUGAAGCUGAUCCAUGACUUCAUGGACUUGGGGACAGCCUCCCAGCUGAGGGAGGUGGGCACACAGGAGUAUGAGGCAGACGUGGUCCUUCUGGAGCAGAGGGGUGUAUUUGAGGGAAACAGAAUUGUGGCCCAGUGUGCCCUCCACCUGCGACGGUAUAACGACGCCCUGCUCAUCAACGACACGGUCCGCAUGGUGGACGCCUUCUGUGACCUGGAGAGCUUCUACAACAGCAAGAGCUCCUCAGCCAUCGAUGGAACAGACUUCUUCCUGCUGGGCCUCUUCGAGGAGAACCAGACAGAGCUAAAGAACCUGUCAGGGAACGCCCUCUAUGAGAACCCCAAAAUGGCUAAACUUCAGAGCACUCUUCUGGAGCAGUUUGGAGCCAAAGACAAAUCCAGAGGCAUACUCUUCUGCAAGACCCGUAAAAGCACCAACUGCCUGAAUGACUGGGUCCUCAACAACCGGGCCCUACAGCGAUCAGGCAUCAAGGCUGCCGUCCUGACUGGAGCGGGAAACGGCAUCAAUUAUAUGACCCAGAACGAGCAGAAAGAGACCAUCCGUAAAUUCCGCGAAGGCACCCUCAACCUCCUGAUCGCUACCAGCGUGGCUGAGGAGGGUCUCGACAUCCCAGAAUGCAACCUGGUGGUGCGCUACGGCCUGCUGACCAAUGAGAUUGCCCAACAGCAGGCUAGUGGGCGAGCUCGGGCCAGUGACAGUGUGUACUCUGUGGUGGCCCAAGCUGGGGGGCGGGAGGUGCGCCGGGAACGCACCAAUGAGCUCCUGGAGGACUUAACGGGCCGCGCCAUCAGACAGGUCCAACAAAUGGGGGAACGCGAAUUCCGCAAGAAGAUCACUGAGUUCCAGACAGAGGCGGUUCUUGCCAGUCGGUUGAAAGACCAGCUGAAGGUGAAGAAGCAGAGCCGCUACCGUGCCGCUGAGAUUCAGCUCGUGUGUCGAAACUGUUUCAAGGCUGUGGCUUGUGGAAGUGACAUCAAGCUCAUUGACAACACGCACUAUGUUAACGUCAACCCCGGGUUUGAGAGGCAUUACAAGGCAGGUGGAAAGGUGCACCUGGACAGACGCUUUGAGGACUGGGAGCCGGGCCGUGCGAUCAGCUGUGCGACCUGUAGCAAGGAUUGGGGAAUGGAGAUGAGGUACAAGGAGGUUGCCUUGUUACCCAACUUGGCCAUCAAAAACUUUGCCAUGGAGACUCCGGGUGGGAGAGUCCUUGGAAAGAAGUGGAAGGAUAUUCAGUUCACUGUUGAGGACUUCGACUUUGCACAGUACUGUGAGACCAAGUACCCCGAUCUCCUGUCAGAAUAAUGCUUUGGUGCAUUCUUGAGGGUUUUAGGGUUUAUCAGGUACAUUUUUAGAGUAUGUUAAGGGUCGGAGCAAGAGGGAAAGGGUUGUGUGCAAUAACUCCAAAUGUUUUCAGAUGUUAUUAUCUAGGAUUAUGUUAUGUGUGUGUGUGUGUGUGUGUAUGUGUGUGUGUGCGCAAGUGCAUCUGUGCAAAUGUGUGCUCAGUGUGUGUGUGUAAUCUUAAACACUGUAUACAUUCUGAGAUAGGGUUGGUCCCUUCUGUCCAGGCAGUUCUUCAUGCUGGAGGCUAUUGUGUAGCAGUAUGCUGAAGCUUGUUAAACAAUGGUCAGGGUUAUAAUUAGCAUAACAGCUUUGUUUACGCCUUAGGACCAAUGGCUGUCCUUCUUGCCUCCCUUUCUGGACAAUAUGGGUGUUUUUUAUGGUCCAUUUCUGCCAUUAGGCACAAAAAUGCAUAAACUCAUGUAGUCACUGUCUUCACACAGUUAUUGCCGAAAUGCAAAUUAUAGAGACUAUUAUUUUAGUAGCACUCAUCAUAACAUUAUGAACUUGUUGAUGAUUGAAUGUUUGAACGCAAUUAAUAUAUUAAAUAAACCUUCACAAUGAUGAAUCAUGGUUAGCAGCA